Lampris incognitus (smalleye Pacific opah) is the source of this 1272-nucleotide messenger RNA. RefSeq names its product autophagy related 4B, cysteine peptidase (gene atg4b). Gene Ontology annotation, molecular function: protein-phosphatidylethanolamide deconjugating activity. Lineage: Eukaryota; Metazoa; Chordata; Actinopteri; Lampriformes; Lampridae. The transcript has 13 exons. Bases 26 to 1207 code for a protein of 393 amino acids. The record is from RefSeq and is a predicted model, not a curated record.
ACAAGGUAGGGUGAAGACCGUCGGGAUGGAUGCAGCUACCCUUACAUACGACACACUUCGCUUUGGAGAAUUUGAAGAUUUUCCUGAGACCUCAGAACCUGUGUGGAUCUUAGGGAAAGAAUUUAAUGCGCUCACAGAGAGGGAUGACAUUUUGUCAGAUGUCGCAUCACGGCUGUGGUUCACAUACAGAAAAAACUUCCAGCCAAUUGGGGGGACAGGACCAACAUCAGAUACAGGCUGGGGAUGUAUGUUGCGAUGUGGACAGAUGGUACUUGCUGAGGCCUUGGUUUGUAGACAUUUAGGCAGAGAUUGGAGAUGGGUCAGAGGACAAAAACAAAGAGAGGAAUACAUCAGUAUUCUCAAUGCCUUCAUUGACAAGAAAGACAGCUUCUAUUCUAUCCAUCAGAUUGCCCAGAUGGGAGUUGGCGAGGGAAAGUCCAUUGGACAGUGGUAUGGACCAAACACAGUUGCCCAGGUUUUAAAGAAACUGGCAAUGUUUGACUCGUGGAGCCGAUUAGUUGUACAUGUGGCAAUGGACAACACUGUGGUCAUCGAGGAGAUCAAGCGUUUAUGUAUGCCUUGGCUGGACUAUGGAGGAGCCUGUGCUGAACCAGUAGGAGCAGGAAUCAAUGGCUGCCUGGAAGGGGCCUGUGCCCUGGCUGAGGAAGAGACAGCCCUCUGGAAACCUCUUGUGCUACUCAUCCCCCUCAGGCUGGGCUUGACUGACAUAAAUGAGGCCUACAUUGAAACCCUGAAGCAAUGCUUCAUGCUGCCUCAGUCCUUGGGCGUUAUUGGGGGAAAACCCAACAGUGCCCAUUACUUCAUUGGUUAUGUCGGAGAGGAGCUCAUCUAUUUAGAUCCACAUACAACACAGCCUGCAGUGGAGCCAUGUGAAGAUGGCCAAAUACCUGAUGAGACAUACCACUGUCAGCACCCACCCUGCCGCAUGCACAUCUGUGAACUGGACCCGUCCAUCGCAGCGGGAUUCUUCUGCAAAACUGAGGAUGAGUUUGAUGACUGGUGUAUGCACAUUCGAAGGUUGUCCUGUAAUAGAGGGGGCCUGCCCAUGUUUGAGCUAGUAGACAGUCAGCCCCCUCAUAUGGUCAGUGUGGAUGUCCUCAACCUCACUCCUGAUUUUUCAGAUUCUGACAGGUUGGAGCGGUUCUUUGAUUCAGAGGAUGAAGAGUUUGAGAUCUUGUCCCUCUGAGGACGAUAUGGACGAGUUACUGUUCUUGAGAGUAAGCAAAAGAUUCUCCAUCUCUUCUCUGCAUU